AUGGCUUCAUGUGAACGUUCGUUGCUUCCUAUUGAUAUAAUAGAAGAAAUAUGUUGUAGGAUUCCAGUCGAAUAUUUGACGCAAUUCAAAUUGACGUGUAAACAAUGGUUUGCUCUCUUGAAGGACAAGAGAUUCAUCUACAAAUACUUGGAUCUUUUUCAAGAACAAGAACGUUUCAUAAGAAUCGAUCGUAUUGUUCAGAUCAUCGAUCCAGUGAAAGGAGCUCGUUCAUCUUCACCAAUCCCGCAAGAGUUCGACAAUGUAGCUCAAAUCUCCACUAUGGUCCAUUGUGAUGGAUUAUUGUUAUGUAGAUGCAAGAACGAACGAUCAAGAAGCUACAAACUCGCGGUUUGGAACCCGUUUUUGAGUCGAGUCAAAUGGAUCGAACCAAUGGAUUUUUAUUCGAGUAAUGAUUUCUAUGGUUUUGGAUAUGACAAUGUAUGUCGUGAUGAGUACAAACUUCUAAGGAUUUUCGAUGGAGAGAUUGAAGACGAGAGUGAAAUCGCGGGGUCUUAUGAACCGAAGAUUCAGAUAUAUGAUUUCAAAUCUGAUUCAUGGAGAAUUGUUGAUGAUACUCGUUUGGAUUGGUCUAUAGAUCCACCUUGUAAAGGUGUGUCGGUGAAAGGAAACAUGUAUUGGAUUGCACAUUGGAAUAAUAGACCCGAAAUUUUCAUCCAGAGUUUUGAUUUCUCCACAGAGACAUUCAAAAUCGUUUGCAAUCUUCCAUUCGAAUGUAAUGUAUUAGACACGGCAGCCUUAUCGAGUUUAAGAGGAGAUAGGCUUUCUUUGUUACAUCAAAGUGGAGAAACAAUGAAGAUCGAAGUUUGGAUCACAAACAAAUUGAGCGAUGAGGUAGUCUCAUGGACCAAGUACGUAGACGUGACUAGCCCUGAUCUCCCGACAUUACAUACUGAUCAACAUCUCACUCAUCCAAGUUAUUUCAUUGACAAGAACGAUAAUAUCAUGGUAUGGUGUGAGCAAGAGACCGAAGAGGAAACCGAUGAUGAUGUUUGCGUUAGCGUUUGCAUGAUUAGUAAAGAUGGAAUAGUGAAGAAACAAAUUGAUGCAGGACGAUGUGAUUUGUGUAGUGAUAAUAGGCCUUUUGUUUGCGGUUAUGCAUAUGUUCCAAGUCUGGUUCCAGUUCCAGAAUAA
Molecule: messenger RNA, 1152 nt
Organism: Arabidopsis thaliana (thale cress)
Lineage: Eukaryota; Viridiplantae; Streptophyta; Magnoliopsida; Brassicales; Brassicaceae
Gene: CEG
Product: F-box and associated interaction domains-containing protein
Exons: 1
Coding region: 1-1152 (383 amino acids)
Source: RefSeq, marked reviewed